Molecule: messenger RNA, 2796 nt
Organism: Tachyglossus aculeatus (Australian echidna)
Lineage: Eukaryota; Metazoa; Chordata; Mammalia; Monotremata; Tachyglossidae
Gene: AJM1
Product: apical junction component 1 homolog
Biological process (GO): cell-cell junction organization
Cellular component (GO): apical junction complex; plasma membrane
Source: RefSeq, a predicted model, not a curated record
GGCUCCCGGCCAGGAUGACGGACGGCCCCCGGCCGCCCCCGGCCGCCGCGUCGUGUAGCCCGCCCGUCCCCGCCGAGACCGCUGCCGCCGGGACCAGCACGACCACCGCCGCCCCAGGGCCCGCAGCUCCCGAGGCCUGAGCCGGGGCGCGGGCUCCACCUCUAAGAUGACCCGCACGGACCCGCCGGACCUGCUGGUGUCGACUGUCUACCAGGACAUCAAGCUGGCCGCGCCGGGCCCCGCCGCCUCGGCCCGCCGCCCGCCAUGUGAGCGGGCCCCGGCCCGGCCCGCCGGCCCCGGGCCCUUCAACAAGCGCCACUGCCGCAGCUUCGACUUCCUGGAGGCCCUGGACGAGCCGGGCAUGGAGGGACCCCCCGCCCGCCGCGGACCCCGGCGGCCCGCCCCGCCGGGCCCGGAGCCCCCCGGGCCCCGCCGCCGGGCCCGGGACGACGGAGGCGGCGGGGGCGGGGGGCGCGACGCCCACCCCCAAGGGGAGCCCAAGCGCCGGGCCCGCUCCAAGAGCGCCCCGCGACCCCCGGCCCCGACCCCGGUUCGGCUCGGCCGCGAGGCCCCGCGCGUGGCCUCCGCCCUCGAGGCCUACCCGUGGCGGGAGGCCCCGGCCCCGGCGGCCAGGCCCCUGGCCAACGAAGUCCACCCCAUCAAGCUGCAGCCGCAGCGCAGCGGCGCCGUCUUGGUGGCCCCCCCGUGCCCGGCCCCCCGCCCGCCCGCCCCGCACGUCCGCUGCCGGCUGGACGUGAAGCCGGACGAGGCCGUGCUGCGGCAGGCCGCGCGCGGGCCCCGGCAGGCGGCUCGGUCCCGCGCGCCCGCGCCCGGCGACGGCCCCGCCGGGGAGCCGCGGGGCGGGCCCUGGAAGGGACCCCCGGGACCCACGCAGUUCUUCUACACCGAGGCGCCCAGGCCUUACCGCGCCAGGGACCCCCCGGCCCCCGCUCCGCCCGCCGGGCCUUACUACCCGGAGCGCAGCAGGACCUUCCCCGCCCGGGAGCCCCCCGGCCGCGGCCAGGCCGAGCCCCCGGGGGGACCCCGGAGGUUCUUCUACCCGGAGGAGUACGGCCCUCUCCGCGCCUGGGCCCGCGCGGGCCCGUCCUCCUCCUCCUCCCCGGCCUGGGGGGACCGUCGGCCCCCGCCCCCCGGGGCCCCGCGGGUGGCGGCGCCCCCGGCCCGGCUCCCCGGGGCCGGCCCGCCGCCCUUGGCCGACGCGCGCCGGCCCUUCUCCCGCUCCUGGGACAACCUCCUGGGGCCGGGCCCGCGGAGGGCCGGGCCCCUGGCCCCGGGCCGCAGCGUCGAGGACCUGCCGGGCCGCGGGGAGCCCCCGCGCCGCCCGCCCGUCGUGGUCACCCUGUCCAGCUCGCCCAAGCGCUACGCGGCGCUCUCGCUGUCGGAGAGCUCGCUGGCCGAGCCGGGCCCCGGGGACGGCGGCGGGCGGACCUGGUUCGUCACCCCGGAGAUCACCAUCGCCGACAACGACCUGCGGGCCCGGGGCGGGGGGCGGCCGGCCGGCCGGGAGCCCCCCGGCCCGGCCUCCGCCCGCCAGCGCAGCCUGGAGCAGCUGGACGAGCUCCUCACCGACCUGGCCAUCGACGGGCGGCCCCCGGCCGGCCGCCCGCCGCCCCGGCGCGACCCCGGCGGCCUCGCCGGCCAGCUGCGCCGCCUGCUCGGCGAGGGCCCGGCCUCGGCCUCCGGGAGCCCGGCCCGCGGCCCGCGGGACGAGGAGGACGGACGGGAGGAGGAGGAGGACGAGCGGGGGCAGGAGGAGGAGGAGGAGGAGGGGGAGGAGGAGGAAGGCCGGCGGGGCCCGGACGUCGGGGGCUCCCCGGAGCCGAGCGCCGACGAGGACGACCUGAUGAUGUGUUCCAACGCCAAGUGCCGCCGGCUGGAGACCCUGUUCAACGCCUGCCUGUACUUCAAGUCGUGCCACAGUUGCCACACGUACUACUGCUCCCGCCUGUGCCGCCGCCAGGACUGGGGCGUCCACAAGGAGAGCUGCGUGUACGGCCGCGUGGGCAGUGUGUGCCGCCACGUGCUGCAGUUCUGCCGCGACAGCGGGCCCGUGCACCGGGCCUUCUCGCGCAUCGCCCGCGUGGGCUUCCUGUCCCGCGGCCGCGGCGUCCUCUUCCUGGGCUUCCCCAGCCCCGGCUCGGCCGAGAACUUCCUGCGCUUCGGCCUGGAGGGGCUGCUCCUGUCGCCCACCUACCUGUCGCUGCGGGAGCUGGGCGGCUACGCGGACCCGCUGGGCGGCUACGGCCGCGAGCUGCAGGCCGCGGGCCGCUGCUACGAGCCGGCCGAGUGCUUCCUGCUCAACGUGGCCGUGGCCGUGGGGCCCGGGGCGCCCCGCCGGCCCUCGCCCAAGAGCCCCGGCCCCACGGUGCGCAAGUUCGCCAAGGUGGCCCUGGCCCCGGCCGGCCCGGCGCGGGGGGCCCCGGCCGGGCCGGAGCCGGACCUGGACACGCUGAUCCUCACCCCGCCGCCCGGCACGGCCGAGCCGGGCCAGGAGGGCGAGGCCGGCCGCCGGGCCCGCGAGGUCUGCUUCAUCCACAUCCAGCGCCAGCUGCGCCUCCGCGGCGUCUACCUCCGCCGCCAGUUCCCGGCCGUCUACGAGCGGCUCUGCCAGUUCGUCGAGGGCACGCGGCGCUUCACGCCCACCACCAUCUAUCCCACCGACCGCCGCACCGGCCGGCCCUUCAUGUGCAUGAUCAUGGCCGCCUCCGAGCCCCGCACCCUCGACUGGGUGGCCAGCGACAACCUGCUCGACGACCUCAUGUGACCCUUCGCCGG